UAAUUAAACUUUAUAAAUAUUAUUUUGUUCGCUCUUUAGCGUUUUGUUAUAAAAGAAAGACUAAGUGUGUGAUACAGCUAGUGUACUGGAUCUAGUCAAUAUGAUCGUCGCGUUCGUCUUGUUCGGUCUGAGUUUGGUUGCGUCGUACAAUAAAUCGUCUGUGAAUAUGUGCUUGUGGCAUAAUAAUACAUGUGUUGAUAUCUGCCCAGAAUGGAUGAUCCAAAGAAAAAGCAACUGCUCAGCAUCAUAUUGGCCAGCUCAAAAAACUUGCGAGCAUCCAGAACAAAUGCUUGUUGGGACCGUUUGCGGAUUUUCAAGAUGUGACUGUCCUGAUCCUCUUGUGCUGGACACGGAAACCGGUUUCUGCUAUGAUGUAGACAAUUGUCCAACAAAACAUAUGGUGUAAAAUUUUUGUUAAGUAGCAAACUGAUAAAUAAUUAAUGUUAGUGCACACAAUGUCAUCAUUAGAUUUAAGUACCUAGAUGUAAUGAGUUACAAUUAGACUCAGUCAAGAUUUUUGUUAUUAA
Messenger RNA from Spodoptera frugiperda (fall armyworm), 527 nucleotides. RefSeq lists its product as uncharacterized. NCBI's taxonomy places the organism in Eukaryota, Metazoa, Arthropoda, Insecta, Lepidoptera, Noctuidae. The record is from RefSeq and is a predicted model, not a curated record. The coding region runs from base 101 to 406 and encodes 101 amino acids. The transcript is spliced from 2 exons.